AUGGACGGGGACGAGAUCAAGACGUGCGGCAACUGCAAGCGAGAAAUCCCUGUGGUGAAUUUUACUAUCCAUAGGGUGUACUGCACGAGGAACAUCUGCAUGUGUCCAGUGUGCAAAGAGCCUAUACUGCAAGCAGAGCUACAGGAUCAUCAUGACAAGAUGCACAAAUUGUCACCCUGUAAGCAGUGCGGCGAAAGUGUGUGCGGCACAGACCUGGAGGAUCACGUCCGAGAUUCCUGUGCUCACACUAUGAAGACCUGCAGAUACUGCAACUUAGAUGUCCGCCGCGGUGAACUGCCUGCCCACGAGCGAUACUGCGGUGCCAGGACCGAGCAAUGCGAGGAGUGUGGAGAGUGGGUGAUGCUGAAAUACCGUCGACUACACACGGAAUCUAAUCACGGAUUUAUUCGCUUGGACGACGAUCCACCGCCUUUCCGUAAAGACACCCCGAAAACGAUAAUCAACGAUUGGCCUAAGUAUACGAGUGGGGAAAAAAGACAGAAUACGGCCAGCCGAAAUCAGAAUCCAUUUGAGCUUAUGUUCCCACCCAGUACUCCAGCGGACAUCAAUGAUAUGAAUUCUUUAGUAAAUACUUUGAAGGACACCGCCGAACCGAGGGCCUCUGGCUCCAUAAAUGGGGCAGUGCCUAAACCCAAAAGGACCAAUGACCAGCCUCAGAUCAACACGAUCAGUGCACCACCUGACAAAAUUAAAAAUAUGUCAUUAUCUCGCGGGGCUAUCAAAAAACGGCCAGCUCCUAAACCUCCAGUACAGCCCCCUCGGGAUCCUAAGAGGGAGGUGGCGUACGAAAAGGUUCUGCAAAGGCGACAGAAAGAAGAGCAGGAGCGCCGUGACCAAAACAAACUGAACUUGGCCUGCGGUCUGCCCCCCGUCCUUAGCCCCCUAGAGAAAUUAGAAAAACUAAGAAAAAUGGACGCGCUUCACAACAGAGACGCCGAAGACCAGAGCUACAAGAACAAGUUGAAAGGACGGGUGUGGAUGACGCCCGAAGUGUCCGCGGGACAGAUGCUGGGAGCAGACACGAACGGAAUCGGACUGGAAUCCGCGAACAACUUGGCUGCGGAGAGGCGACGCGGACGACCCUCGGAAGUCCCCGGAGGGCGUGACGAAUUAAGAAACCUGACGCCCAUGAGCCAGGAAGAGUUCGCGGAGCGGUUUAACGAGUUGCGGCUGAGGGAGGGGGAGGGGGCCGGGGGUCGACCACGCGACCGAUUCGUCCAGAUCAAGUCCUCCUUGAGGGAACUCCGGAGAGGAUUGAACGAGGUCACUGCUCCGUACAACGCUAACCCUAACGUGGAUCUGAAUCAAAACCGCAAUAGUCCAUCGCCGGAGGACGAAGUGCGGCUGCCUUGCGAGUUCUGCGGCGCUCCCGUCCCCGCCGACCUGCUGGUCCAGCACCAGACGGGGUGCCGGCCGGACCUGGCCCGCGUGCGCCCAGUGCCGGAGGGUGCGGGGCGAAGCGGUCGUACUCGCUCGCCGCCCCUCGAAGCCGUCAUACCGUGCGAGUUCUGUGCAGAGUCGCUGCCGAUCUACCUUAUCAACGAGCAUCAGGAACGCUGCGGUCGCGACGGGAAUCUGUUGUUCCCGGAUUGA
Messenger RNA from Leptosia nina, 1614 nucleotides. Lineage: Eukaryota; Metazoa; Arthropoda; Insecta; Lepidoptera; Pieridae. The record is from the annotation of a GenBank genome assembly.